AACUCGGUCCAAAAAGCUGCCUGCUGCGCACACUACUAGUAUACAUUUCUUCGUCCACGGACAACAGCACCCCUCUUUCCUCCAUCAAACCCUCUCCUCCCUCUCGCGCUCUCUCUCUCUCUCUCUCUCUCUCUUCUCUCUGCAAAUUUAGGCCUCUUCUUUCGAUCGCAGGUUCACGGGAGAAAGAAGAAAAGAAGAAGAAGAGGAAGAAGAAGAGGAAGAAGAGAGGGAGGCCUAGCUAGCUAGCACGCACUAUUUGCAUUUGGAGUGGACGAGCACUUUCCCUCACUCACAUUCACACAUUGCAGCUUUUCAUCAGCUCCCGAUCAGCUUUCCUUUGGCUUGUGUCUCACUCGACUCGACUCGACUCCACUCUUUGGCGACAAGGCCGGCUGACCGAGGCCGCUGUCCGUCGUCAGGCAACUGGAUCUGUGCCGCUGCCGCAGCGUGCGAAGUUGGGGACCGGGAAUAUCCGUCGCCAAGGGCACUGUGACGAAGUCCCUCCAAGGAUUUGCAUUCUUCAUGCAGCAGCUAGCCAAAUGUACGUGAUCCUUGGCUCCAGGCAGGGGGUUGAGAUUCAGAUUGGGGGUCCAAGAAUGAAUUGGUGGUAUAGCAGCAUAGCUAGUUACUAGAACAUCGAUUCGCUCGCGUCUGCUCAGCUCAAUUUUGGGUUGAGCCAGACAAGCUAUAGUACUUCUCUGGGCCGCAAUGCAGCUUGCAUAAGCCAACAGAUCGGGAGCUCCCUCUCUCUAGUGGUAGCUGCUGGCUAGAGAGAAUUAAGCACCCAGCAGCAGAGGCUAGACACCAUCUUGGUGUUUGCAUCCGCAAUGGAUCAGGCUGCGCACGCGCAGGCAGAGGGGCUGCUGCCCGAGACAAUGCAGGGCGUGCAGGGGGAACCGAGCAUGAUCGACCAGAUCAAUGCGAUGUGGCUCCAGAUUCGAGCGCCAUACAUUGCCCCGGCAUUGCAGGUGGGCGUCAACAUCUGCCUGGUGAUGCUGCUCAUGCUCUUCGUGGAGCGGCUCUACAUGGCGCUGGUGAUGGUGCUGGUCAAGCUGUCGGGCAAGAGGCCCGAGAACAAGUAUAAGUGGGAGCCCAUCAAGGACGACCUCGAGUCGGGCAAUUCGGCCUAUCCCAUGGUGCUGGUCCAGGUGCCCAUGUACAACGAGCGCGAGGUGUACCAGCUCUCAAUUGGCGCUGCUUGUGGCCUCUCGUGGCCUUCGGACCGCAUUAUUGUGCAAAUCCUGGACGAUUCGACCGACCUCACCAUCAAGGUUUGCCUAGAGCUUCCCUCUUGGAACUAUGUGGAUGGAUGUGAUUGGAUGUUUUACACGCAGAAUCUGGUGGAGCUCGAGUGCCAGAGAUGGGCGAGCAAAGGGGUGAACAUCAAGUAUGAGAUCCGGGACAACAGGAAUGGCUACAAGGCGGGGGCGCUCAAGGAGGGCAUGAAGCGCAGCUAUGUCAAGGACUGCGACUAUGUGGCCAUCUUCGACGCGGAUUUCCAGCCCGAGCCCGAUUUCUUGUGGCGGACCAUCCCCUACCUGGUGCACAACGCCGACAUUGGUCUCGUUCAAGCCCGCUGGAAAUUCGUGAAUGCCGACGAGUGCAUGAUGACACGGAUGCAGGAGAUGUCGCUGAGUUACCAUUUUACCGUGGAGCAAUCUGUGGGAUCCGCAACCUAUGCUUUCUUUGGAUUCAAUGGCACUGCUGGAGUUUGGCGCAUUGCGGCCAUUAGUGAAGCUGGAGGGUGGAACAGUCGGACCACGGUUGAGGACAUGGACUUGGCAGUCCGUGCGGGGCUCAGAGGCUGGAAGUUCGUUUAUCUAGAUGACCUGUCGGUGAAGAACGAGCUUCCCAGUACAUUUAAGGCCUAUCGUUAUCAGCAGCACAGAUGGUCAUGUGGGCCGGCUAACCUCUUUCGGAAGAUGAUUCCGGGGGUUUUGGCUGCUAAGAAAGUAAGCAUGCUCAAGAAGUUCAGCAUUCUUUAUUCUUUCUUUCUGGUGCGGAAGAUUGUAGCACACCUUGUCACAUUCAUAUUCUUCUGCGUCGUGGUGCCAACAUGCGUGCUGGUGCCCGAGGUCAACUUACCAAAGUGGGGCUCCAUUUAUCUUCCGUCGAUGAUAACGCUGCUAAACUGCAUGGCAACUCCAAAGUCACUCCCCUUCCUAGUCUUCUGGGUCCUGUUUGAGAACGUCAUGUCCAUGCACAGAACCAAAGCGACGUUCACCGGGUUGCUGGACAUCGGCCGUGUCAACGAGUGGAUUGUGACGGAGAAGCUCGGGGACGCCCUCAAGAUAAAGUUUGCAAAACUAAAGCAAAAACCAAAGCAGAAGAUCGGAGAAAGGUUGUUCGUCCAGGAGCUGAUCGUCGGCCUGUACAUCUUCUUUUGCGCGUCUUACGAUUUGGCCUUCGGGCGCGACCGUUACUACAUCUAUCUCUACUUGCAAGCAGUCGCAUUCUUCAUCAUGGGCUUUGGGUACAUUGGCACUUACGUUCCCAACACUUAGAAAAGCAAAGGCAGCAACGCGGUUUUGGUGGGGUGAGGAGAUUUGCCUCUCGUUUUCGGUUCCUCCUUUUUUUUUUCUUUGUGGCUGGUAAGCGUUAGUUCCACUGUACUUUACAAGUCGGGAUUGUAGCUAUAGGCUAGGAGAGAUUGAGUAGAGAGUUUGACUCAUCACAUCGUCGUCGUCAUCAACAGCAGUGCUUCUUCAUGACACUGGCAGAUCAUCUGAGAAUUGCAAGAAAAGGGAGGCGGUUGAUCAAACAAAAUCAGUGUAUAUAGCCGGCCAGACACAGAACCGGGGGAGGAGGCAGUGAUAAUAAACAUGAAAGGAACAGCAAACACCAUCUGAAGGUAUAUGCGUGGCAAGCGAGCGAGCGAGCUGUGUAUAUAGGAGGGUCGGGAGAGACAGCGGAGCGGACAGAAGAAAAUAAUUUUGACAACACCAUUUUCAUGAUAAACAUCUCCAAUAAACUGGCGCAAGCACCAAUUUGCUUGCUUCGUUUGAA
Molecule: messenger RNA, 3006 nt
Organism: Selaginella moellendorffii
Lineage: Eukaryota; Viridiplantae; Streptophyta; Lycopodiopsida; Selaginellales; Selaginellaceae
Product: glucomannan 4-beta-mannosyltransferase 9
Cellular component (GO): Golgi apparatus
Molecular function (GO): mannan synthase activity
Source: RefSeq, a predicted model, not a curated record